Molecule: messenger RNA, 3026 nt
Organism: Caenorhabditis auriculariae
Lineage: Eukaryota; Metazoa; Nematoda; Chromadorea; Rhabditida; Rhabditidae
Source: the annotation of a GenBank genome assembly
AUGAGGUCGAAACAAAAUGAUUCUAAAAAAGUGAAGUUGUGGGUUUCACAUUUUGCACAAAAUUUGUUAUCUUUCAAUAGUGCAGAAAUCAUUUGUUUUUUUUUAAAUUUCUAUUUUGAGGGCAUCAAAAGAAAAAGGACACAAAACGAAAAUUAAAAAGAAAUCGUAUGAAAAAGCCGGCUCUAGGAAUGCUUCCUGUGUACGAAUCAAAAAUAAAGGAAUUAACGAAAAGGUCCGUUUUUUGAUAUAAGACUGCAGCCUCGUACGAUAUCUUAGGAGAAAACUUUCGAAAAAGUGGGGAAAGCGUCAUCACAAAGGACAGUCAAAGGAAGCCGUGAAGAAGUCUUUCUAUAAUCGAAAAUAAAAUUCAUCUUCUUUUUUUAGCAUCAUCAUAAGAAAAUUCCUGGGAAUCUAAGCAAGGUGAAAAUCAAAAGGAAGGUUCAUUCAUCAAUUAGGAAUUUAGGAGAAAUCUUCGAAGAAACGUAUCCCAGCAAAUGCUAUCUGGCCUAGUGCUAGUGCGGAAUUGGUAAGAGAAGCAGAUUUCAAUUUCAAAGUUUUCUCUAAUGUUUGAAGGUCCAAGUGAGUGCUCGUACAAGCAGAGAAAAGACACAGAAGAACUUAAAAGUGCUACGACAAAACAGCAAGGAAAGCGCAGAAAAUGUUAGUUUUUCGAGUGAAAAUUCUACGUACUUUUUUGAGGUGCCUAAAAAAAUCCGCGAAUUGGACAAUGUUAAAACGAGCCAUGUUCGUUCAUUUUUUAAGGAUAGUUUUCCACAGAGUGUUCAGGAUAACACAACGAAAGAAGAGUCCGGCAGCCAAAAGGGAGGCCUUCUAACAUUUACUGCGGACGCUGAAGAAGGGUCGCAAAAGUUUGUCGACUGGGUUCUGCAAGCAAGUGAGGAUCUUCACAUUUCUCUCCCAAUAAUCCGAACCUUUUUCGUUUCAGAUGGAAAUGGUUGUGGUCUCAGCAAACUUUUCGCUGAAAACGUGGAGAAUUACGUGGCGCCUCAAGAGUUGCGGACUUCCACAGCGUUCUCAUCUGACAGCAACAAGGAGAAGAACCGUUCGACGGUAGUUUCCAGGAAGAUUUUUAUGGGAAGCAAAAAAAUUUCUUUGAUAACUUUUUGGGUUUUUAAAUUUUAAGAACCAGAGAUUUUUUUCAAAGAAGAGGAGUUUUUUUGAAUAGUCAGGUUUAUGAAAUCUCUAAUUUAAAAGUUUCUAUUUUUGAAGUCUUAUUCAAUGCAUGAUAAGCGUUUUUAAUUCAGUUCUUAGUGAAAUUAUUCAGCCGAUCUUGAUAGAAUCCAAAAUAUUUUGAAGAAAAAAAUUUUCAAAAUUUAUCGUGGUAAAAAAAACGGGCAUUUUCCUCUUUAGGACUUGACUUGCUAUGACCAGACGCGCGUGAAGCUUCCAACCGACGAGAUGUUCACAUCAGACUACAUACACGCCAACACGAUCACUUUCAAAAACUGUGAUCGUUCCUACAUUGCCACUCAAGUAUCUCUUUUGAAGCUUGAAAGGAAUUUUCUUUUCAUUCCAGCUUCCUCUAGAGGAAACUCGUGUGGAUUUCUGGCGGAUGGUGGUCACCCAAGAAGUCGAAACAAUUGUCGCUCUGUUCGAUCCUUCCAGUGAUGUAGAGAAACUCCAUAAUGAGAUUCGAACGCGCAUUGCUUAUUCAGGAAGUCAAGAAAAAGACAAAAGCUUCGAGGGCAGGGAAGCCGUCGACACCAACGAAUCUCACCACUACGUCUCCGACACGUUCGCCGACGACGGCGAAACCGUCGCAGCGUGGACAGAAGACUUUGAGACGUCGCUCCAAAGAUUCCGAAGACAAGGCUGGCAAAGAAGUCACUGUUUCGGUAGAAAAACUGGCCCUUUCUCCAUCAUCACUUGAAAUCAGACUGGAAGUAACGAAUACUGGCCCCUGAGAGAAGGCGACUACAUCAACUACGGUCCGUACUUCAUCCACACUCGAAAAGUGGCGCAUCCAGAUCUAAAGCUGUUCCCAACGAUCUACACGAUUGAAGUCCGUUUGAGCAUUUCUUCAGAUUCGGAAGGGAAAAUUUGCAGGUCGUUGAGGAGAACUGUGCCAACGCAACGUUUGUCAAGCUCAUAAAUUUCCCUCAAUGGACUACUGGAAAAUUGCCGAGUAGCCGAGUCAUCUUGAAGCUCAUAAGCCAGAUUCGAGAGAUUCUGGUUAUAAAUUUUCUUUUUUCAUCCUCACAUGUAAAUUUUUUGAGGAUCCCAGAUCUUGUCCCAAUGUGGGUGGUAGUUUUUCUUCUUCUUGUUUGUCAUGACGAUAUCUUUCCGGACUGUUGUUAUCAAGUCAAACAUAAAGAAGAAACAUCAGGAAAAAGCAGUUUUUGGAGAUUUCCUGCAUACUUUCGGCCUUAUUUUUUCAGUAAUCAAUGACUCUCAACAGAUAAACUUUUCCUGAGUAUUUUUGCCCAGGCCCACUUAAAUUUUGGACCAGAUCUGGAAUUUUCACUUUAAAAACUUCUCUCGUCAAUUUAUUUUUCCUAAGAUCGACCCUCUUCGGAAAGGCAAUGUUUUGGUUCACUGCGAUACGGGAAUCAACCGAACCGCCGUCGUCAUUCUUUGUGACGUCAUAAUCCAUUGUAUCUUCAACAAUUUAGAAAUUGAUGUAGGGAUGUAAGAAUACUGCAAAAGUCGAAUUUCGACAGGUUGUCGAAUUGUGCCGAGAACUGCGAAAUCAAAGGGCGUCCUGUUUGCAAAAUCGCUUUUACUUUCUGUGCGUCAUUUUUGUUGUUUUGGAGUACAUCCAUGUGAGUUUUCUCCAUCAAUUCCAGCUUCUGAGUACUCUUUUCCAGUCACAUUGUUGCCAGGGCUCAAAAAUAAAUCUUCCUAUGCACGAAAAAAUUUCGCACGUCGUAAAACAGAUGGCCAUUGUGAGUUUCACCGCAAAUCGGUUGAAAGAAAGUUAAUUAUUGCAGGAAUUCUCGAAUAUCAACGCAAAAGAAUUCGCUGUGAAUAUUCCUCUUCAUUCUGACCCGAUAAUUCAGAACUGA